UAUUUAAGUUAAUCUAUUUAGUAUAUAACAUUUCUAAAAAAUCUUAUAAAUUAUAUAUAUAUAUAUUAAUAAAUAAAUUUUAACUGUAAAUUUAAAUUUUAUUUUUACUUAUAACAAAAUAUGUUAAAAAACCUAACAAAAUCUUAAUAAAAUUUUAAAAUAUUUUUAAAUUAAUGCAGCGAUUGAUUUCAUAAUUAAUAAUAUAUUAUUAUUAUAAUGUAUUUACUAAUAAAAUCUCACAAUAUACUAAUAUAAAUAACAUAUAAAUAUAAAUUAUGCUAAAAAAUAUCAGUUUUAGUAUAACUAAAUAAAAUUUUAAAAUGUAUUGUAUUCAGUCUGUAAAAAUUAGAAAAAAUGAAGCAGAUUCUCAAUUUUUUAUUUCAUACUAUGAAUUUAUUUUACCAAACUCGAAAAUAUAUCAAUAUAUAAUAAAAACUAAUAAUAAAGUAAAAUAUAUAAAAAAAAUCAGUAUACAUUAAUAAUAUCGAAUAAGAAACAUAACAAAUAACAUUAUAGAUUUACACAAUAUAUAACACUAAAAUGUAAAUAUCUUUUAAAGUUUUGCGAUGGUAUCCGUUAUAUAUUUAUAAAAUAAAAAUCUAUCCGCGCGGAUGUGCGGGUAAAAAAUCUAGUUUUCUAUUAUUAAAUGAAUCUAACUGUACUUUUAUUAUUAAAGACCUAAUAUUGUAAUAACCUCGUUAUAUUAAUUGAUGAGAAACAAUAUGCAGUCGUGAUUAAAAAAAAAAAAAGAGAAACAAUCUGCAGUAUUAGCUCUUGAUCCAGUAUAAGUUAUUAGAACGUAUCAGUAAAAGAAGAGAAGGCAUCUUUAUUGGCAAGAAAAUAAGAGAACCUUGUUUAGAUGAUACUUUGGAAUUUAACGUAUACUACAAUCUUUCUUUUGGUGAAUAAUAAAAAAAGAAAGUCAUACCAUGAAAGUAGAAUGUACGUAGUUAAGUAGGGUGUUUGAAUGCGUUCAUUGAACAUAUAUAUCUAAAUAAUUCUUGGUUUUUGAAUUACUUUUUAAUAGUUCUAACCUAACCUUUUUCUAGAAUUUUGAAUAUAAUAACUGGUAGUACUUGAAAAUACAAAGCCAAAUCUCAAACAAGACUAAGGACUAAACUAAUACAAUGGUGGGAAAUAAUGAGCAGUGCUUGAAACAGAUCACUUAUGCUUUUACCGGCUUUAAAUUGUUUGAUACGGUGUAUGAAACUCUUGAGUUCUUGUUGAUUUUCAACUGCCAAUACAUCGAAAACUGACUGAUCAAUUUCAUUUAUCUUGUAUUCCCAUUUUGUUUCUCUUCUACCUCUUGAUUCACUUCACUACUACAAGUCUACAUCAGCUGCUUUUAAAAUUGGCUCUUUUACUAGGCAAUGACACUUUAGAACUUAUUGAGUCUCUUGCUUUGAUUGAGGAGCUGCAUUGUAAUUCAUAAAGAUAUCGACAACUGAAGGCAUUACUUAAGCACAAAAAUAAGCAAAACAAAUCUCAGUAAAAAGAAAAAAGCUUGCAUGCACCAAAAUUCAUCGCUUACCCGAUUAUUCUCUUUUGAGUUGUUUAUCUUUUUCCCCAAUUUUAUUUUCAUGUGUCCCUUUGUUUGAUUGUGAUUGUUUAGGUGCGUAUGUUACAUCACUUGAUGGAAAAAUUACAUCCUGAUAAGGAAACUAUGAGAAUUAGUUCUACAAGAUACUUCGUAAGACACAUUUUGAGAGCACAUAUAAGCUCUCGAGUCAUUCAAACACCAUUUGCUAGUGCAAAUUGCUAACACACCUCAAGAAAGGCUUACAAUAUAAUUUAGCUAAUUAUAUCUUUGUGCCUAAUUAUGUGUUACCAAUCAAACCAAGAGAGUCAUUGUGCCUAAUUAUUUCUUUUUGCUUGACAUUUAGCUAUACUACAUUUCAAGUAAGGCUUACAAUAUGAUUUAGACAAAUGAAAGAAAAUACCUCUUCAGAAACUAGACCUGUGUUUUUAUAUGGAGUUUUGGAAUUAGACAAAGUAUAAGUGAUACUGUUGUCCUCUUCAUGCAUUGCUUCUUGAUUUCUAAACAACAUUUAUUAGCAUAAUAAUCUAUAUUAUUUUAAAUUGUUCAGUUUUAUUAAAUUUUAGUUUAUAUAUCUCUUAUUGGUUCAUAUAUUGAUGAUUUAUAAUAAAUCUGAAACAAAUCAUUAUUUUUACGUUUUUAAAAUAAAAUUAUUAGAUCAAUUAUGAAAUAAAUUUUUUUCAAAAAAAUAAAAUUGUAAAAUAACUUUUUAAUUAUUUUUAUUUGGUUUAAAUGAUAAUUUUACUAACCAUUUAGGUUAAUAUGACAUUGUGUGGUUUACUUUUGCACUUCUAUUGAAACUAGAGAUUUUUUCCCGGGCUACGCCCGGGUUUUAGACAAAUAUAUUUACAUUUAAUAUAUAAAAUACAUAUACAUUUUGAAUUUAUAAGAAUAUUAAACUAAAAUUGUUGUUCUUAAAUAUAUAAAAUACAUAUACAAAUACAAAUUGUCCAUUGAAUUUUAAAUGAUUGAAAGAAAACUAAAAUUGUUGUUCUUUUAAUAUCAACAAUAUAUAUGGAACAGUGAAGGUGAAAAUGAAUAAAAUGUUAACAAAACUGUAGUUAUAAUUCAAAUUAUCAUUAUCUAUUUAUCUGGCGUAUUGGGAUUCUCAUGAAAAUAUGUUAUUAAUCUACUAAUCCAAACGUAUGCACACUCACCUCAUAGUUUCAAUAAAACAAUUCAAUAUGUAGUCACUCAUUUUUUCUUAAACAACACAUAGUCGCUCUUUAUACAUUUCUCUUUAUUUUCUAAUGGAUCACAACUUUGGUUUAAUAUGUGAAUCACUUUGUAAGAAGAGAUUAGUAAGUUAAAAUAUGAAUGGGAAAUAUAAAGUGUUCGUUACAAUUAAAAAACACACUAAUAACUUAUAUUUUAAUAAAGGUAUUGUGUGACACAACAAAACUACUCGAGUAUGAGUAGCUUAAUUUUUUUUUAAACUUAAAAUUUUUUCGAUCAGUCAUAUUAGAAGAUUUAAAGAUUAUAUGUUUACACUUUGUUUAUUGCUUACUUACUAAUAAAGGUUCUUUGCUUUCGAGAGAUGAAUAUAUGAUCAUUAAGCUACAAAUAACAAAAGGAAGACUAUACUCUAGCCAAGUAGCAUGCCACAAAAUUAAGGUGAACUUCCUCUCUUGCCCAAGACGGGAUAUUUGUUUUCUUGUAUUGUGAUGUGUGGUUUAUUUCCUUUUUCGUGCCGACAUUGUUUUGGCUUUCAACAUUGGUUUACUACUUUGGCUUUGAUUAGUCUUCAAUGACAUUAAGAACUCACACCACUAUAUGUGAUUAAAUGUAUUAUUACUGUUAACAUUCGUUUAACCUUGUAUAGAGAUGGUCACACAGAUAUGUCAAAACACAUGGCAAAUUUUAUGGCAAUGGGAAAGCCAAUACAAUUUCUUCCAAUAAUAUGUAAAGAUAACUCUUUAUCACUGUAUUUACUCAUAUUUCCAUAAUUGAGCUGAUUUCUUAAUUGAUGUGUGAACAUUAGUUCUAUGCCUCAUGAUCACAAUUAUGAACAACCAAAAUGUCGCCAAGGAUCACAAUCCGUAAGUUUUAACUAUACUUGUAAUUUACAGGAGGACAGAAAGGUUUCUGAUCAGCCUAUAAUAUCAAUGAUAAAGAGAUUUUGCUUGAAAUUCUUUUAAGAAUAUCCUGAACAUCCCUAAGGACGAUUGGUUUAGCUUUGUAUAUCUUAUUCCUCUGUAUUUGCGUUUUGUUUUUACUGACUCAACUGAUAAGGUUCUUUGGCUUCAAGAGCGCUGUUUUUCAGCUUCAAAGAGUAAAAGCUCCUGAAACUAUUUGCUACCCAAAAGAAUAAAAUGAUACAAUGUUUAAGGCGAUGUACCUUUCUCUGCUUUCUCUUACUUCAAACUGGAUAAGCCAGUCCUCUGGCUUGAUCAGCAGGUUGAGCCUGCCAACUAUUUCUGUUUUUGUAUCUUGUCACCAUCCAAAAGCAUAAUCUAAGACGCAACAUUAUCAAAGCUAUUUAAACACACAUAAAAUAAAUAGAACACAAACAUACUGCCAAACGCAAACUCAAACACACAGAAAACAACUCAAGCCACGCAUAACUACAUCAAACUUGAACACUACCUUACAUGUAUAAGAAUCUGGAAUGUACAUUAUUUGCUUCCUCAAUGAAGUGACCUCACGCGCGCUCAGGGAAGAAGCCCUAACUACCUCAACUCAAGCCACACAUAACUACUAUUGUAAAAAAACUUCACAUUCCACGAACUUGAACACUACCUUACCUAUCGAAAGAGCUAUCAUUGUUCCCAUUGAUAAGAAUCCGGUUAUAGAGAAGGCCUUGUUAAAACUAACACAUACUAUUGAAGUUUUGAUAAAUAGUCUGCGGCUGUGACUGCUAUCGACAUACAUUUCAUCUAUUGCUCUUGUCCCUGUAAAAACGUUUACAUACAGAAGUUAUACACAAAAAAAUUCUAAAACAGGACACUAAGAGAAUUUGAAAAUGGACAGUGAUAAAACCUAACAUUUCACCAGAUUAGCUCCAGCAUGGCCUUGCAUGACUCUACUCCGAUGAUAACGCGAAGCCAAUAGCUGGUCUUGAGGUUCAGAGCCAGUGGCAGUGAGAUAAAACAGUAUUCAAUGCCAUGUAGAACCAUAGCUCGAGCUGCCUUGGGAAACCAUUUGAUCCCAACAUAUAGCGGACUAAGACAUUGCACCAAUAGUUCUUCAGUUAUGAUUUCAUCAGGUUAUAAAUCAUACGAAAAGUACACAGGAAAUCUCGACUAACCUACCUACUUCAAUUUUUGCAAACAUUUCCUGAAAAACCUAUUGAUAACCACAGAGAAGUAUUGAAUAUGUUAACCAAAUAUCUUGAUUAAGUACGAAAAAUGUUUAAUUUGGAGAACUUCUACUCAAAACUACCUUAAAGCCAGUGCUACCAUGAUUAACCUGAAGUCAAUAAAGUAUCAGCAAAGGGAGGUCGAGCUCUUUCCAACUCCAAACUUGACUCACCUGGUCUUUCAGAAAGAUGCAACUUUCUAUAAAUCCUGAGGUCACUUCAUCAGCGUCAAUAAUAGAAGUUGAGUUGUAUGUACAUUAUUUGCUUCCUCAAGGAAGCUAACAUGUAUCACUACACUAAGCUCUUUUGCCAGCUUCUGCAUCAUGUAUUAGUAACCCAUAUCGAGCACAACUAUAUAAAAUAUACAUCUCUAAAUGGCAUCUCACUGUGUUGAUUAAAGCACAAACUUGACAGAAGUAAUAUACCUUAAACACUCUCAUGUAGUCAUGGAUGUUAAAGAAAAAAACAAAAAAGAUAGGGGAUACUUGUGUUCAUCUUGUAUGGUAAUCAUUUUGUAAUACUCAAAUAGUCAGGGGAAGACAAUAUAGAUCACUACAUAACAUGACUCUAAUUGACUCCAGAGACCCCAAAACAUCAAGUCAAUACUUAAGGCAAGUGAUGUCAAUGUAAAUGGAAACAUAGCAGAGAUACCACCUUCUGAGAAAACAAAAUCUGAGAAAUAUUUAAGAGCAAGAAUGACCUGAACAAAAACAAUGGGUGCUUCUUUUGCGUAUGCUUCUCUGACCAGAAACCAAAAUCCAGAAACAAAAGCUCAGCCUCAUUCUCUCUAUCGCUUGUCUUUCUCUCUCUAAUUGUCAAAAUGAGAAUGUUAUCUCAGCUCCAGGACGCUUUGCAACACUGAGUCUCAUCCUUUAUUCUACUAUAUUUCCCUUAAAAGAAAGCACAAUCAAAAUUGAUUCAGAAAAUAUUAAUUCCAAUCAAUCUUUGUUUCACAACCCUAAAAUCAGAUGAGAUUGUUUUUGGUUCACAAAAAUCAAAACAAUCAGGAAAGCGGUUGAUAACCUCGUGAUAAUUGAUAGUUCUGUAGAAUCGAUGUUGAGUUUGGGAUAGAGGCCUCUCUUCUUCACAGUAUGAGUAGAUUGAGAAGGUAUUUUUUGGAUUUAUAUUGCUACUUUCUCGGUAGAUGGAAGAGGGGAGAAGGUGAGGAGGUUUUUAUAUGUGUUUUUUUAAGUUGAAGAAAGUAGUAAAUGAGGACGAUAAUUGGAGAAGGUGGUGAAGCCAUGGAUUUGUAACGGAUCAGAAGUGCUUAAACGGCAAGAGACAAAACUUCAAAAGUGGUGAUAACGUCGAUUUACACGAAACGAUAAGGGAUAAUGUGACGUUCGAUCUUUAAGGUUAGAAGAAAUGUGGACUUGAUAUGGGCCACUUAGAUUUAUUAUCAGCCCACAAAUAUCCAUUUAGACUAAAGCAUGGAUGACAUGGCAGAAUAAAAAUUUCUCAUUGGUUGAUUUAAUUAAAUGACGUGGCAUAGCUAAUAGGGCUUCAUAUUCCCCUUUUAGUAUAGUAUAGAUUUUAGAUCAUUCGACAAAUCAUCUAAAAUUUUUGGGUAUUUAACGAUUCUCAAAAGUAAAACCCAAACUGUGACCUAGCACGUAAAGGAAUCAAACCCAAACUAAAUUCAAACUUCACCUGUUCCUAGAUGGAUGUAAAAUUUAUAUAUCCAAAAGACCAGAGAUUGUUUUUGUUUCCUACCCAAAAUCACAGUGGAAAAUAUUUGCCGACAAAAACGUAUAUUAUUUUUAAUUAUGGUCUAGCAAUACGUUGAAGUUUGAAUUAUUAUCUUCUUACUAACUAUUUAAAAAAAAAUGAAAUCUCCUGAUAUGAGAUCAAUGUCUGGUAACGUCUUUUCAAAAUAAAAUCCGAAAUUUUCUCACAAAUGAUUUGCAUAGAAUCUUACGCAUUUAAAACGAUUAGUAAAGCCAUUUAAUUCAUUUCAUCUAAUAAGGAAAUAAAUGUUAUAAACUUAGAAGGUAAAAUGCUCGUGUCUUUUGAAUAUCUACAACAAGAAAAUCUCUCUUCAAACGUAUAAUCUAUUUUCUCUCUCUCAAAGAACAUAAAACUUCAGAAAAACAACAACAAUGGCAGAAAACGACUUCUCACUUAAAGAGACAUGUCCGAAAAUCGGCGGUGGAAGAUCAACUCCCGGCGGCGAAAUGCAAACGUCAUCGUUCGACCUCGUGGAGCGAAUGACAUUUCUCUACAUCCGAGUCGUCAAGGCUCGAGCCUUACCUUCCAACGACUCAUUCAUCGAAGUCACCAUCGGAAGCUACAAAGGAAGAACGAAGAACAACACAAACCCUAACCCUAACCCUGAGUUCCACGAAGUCUUCGCCUUUAACAAGGAUCGUCUCCAAGGAAACGUCUUGGACGUUGCUGUGAAGGCCAACGAAGAAGUGAUUAUUGGUAAGUGCAAGUUCGAAGUUGCUGAGAUUCCGACGCGUGUCCCUCCGGACAGUCCAUUGGCUCCUCAGUGGUAUAGAUUAGAAGACAUCAACGGGAACAGGUUCGGAGGAGAGGUUAUGCUGUCUGUUUGGAUGGGGACACAAGCUGAUGAAGUGUUCCCUGAAGCUUGGCAUUCAGAUUGCGUUACCGUGAAUGGAGACAACGCAGUGAUCGCACGGUCUAAAGUUUAUCUAUCUCCGAGGCUUUGGUAUCUGCGUGUGAACAUCAUCGAGGCUCAAGAUUUGGUUCCGUUACAAGGAAACAGAACCAAUCCGGAGAUUUUAGUGAAAGGGUUUUUAGGGAACAUUGUCGUGAGGAGUCGGGUGUCUCAGACACGAACCUUGAGUCCGGUUUGGAACGAGGAUAUGAUGUUUGUUGCGGUUGAGCCUUUUGAAGACAGCUUGAUACUUAGCUUGGAAUGCAAGUUAGGUCAAAACGAAGAGUGUUUAGGGAAAUGUGAGAUAAAGUUAUCUCAAGUUGAGAGAAGGGUAAUGCCGGAUACUGUGCCGGCUAUGUGGUACAACUUGGAACGCGUCGUGGACUCAGUGGUACAGGGAUUCGCGGGGAGGAUUCAUUUGCGGGUUUCGUUGGACGGAGGUUACCAUGUUCUUGACGAGUCUAUUCAGUAUAGCAGCGAUUAUAGAGCUUCUGCGAAAAUUUUAUGGACUCCAGCGAUCGGUGUGUUGGAGCUUGGUGUCAUCAGUGCGUCUGGUUUGAUGCCUAUGAAGUCACGUGAGGGCCGAGGAACCACUGAUGCGUAUUGUGUGGCCAAGUACGGGCAGAAGUGGGUGAGAACGAGGACGAUUGUCGAUACUUUUAGCCCGAAAUGGAACGAGCAGUAUACUUGGGAGGUUUAUGAUCCUUACACCGUUAUCACCAUUGGGGUUUUCGACAACAUGCAUCUAUUAGUACCAGGAAACACGAAUGGUCCUAGAGAUUCAAGAAUCGGUAAGAUACGGAUACGUUUGUCCACGCUCGAAACGGAACGGAUCUACACGCAUUCGUAUCCACUCAUUGUUUUGAAACCAGACGGUGUGAAGAAAAUGGGUGAAAUUCAGCUCGCGGUUCGAUUCUCAUGUACUUCAACGAUCGAUAUGCUUCAGAAAUACUCAGAGCCGUUGCUGCCUAUGAUGCACUACUUAACUCCAUUGUCAAUCUACCAGCUAGACAGUCUUAGGCAUCAAGCAACUCAUAUACUUUGUAUGAACCUAGGCCGGACCGAGCCGCCGCUAGGGAGAGAUGUGGUUGAGUAUAUGCUUGAUUUCGGAUCCAACAUUUGGAGUAUCAGAAGAGGAAGAGCGAAUUUCGAACGUCUUGUGACAUUCUUCACUGCGUUUCUUGAUGCUUGGGUUUGGUUUGAUUCGGUUUGCAAAUGGAAGAGUCCGGUAACAACGAUUCUUGCACAUUUUAUCUUCUUGUUCAUUGUGUUUCUCCCUAAGUAUUGUGUCACCUCUCUGCUGCUGUACUGCUUUGUGAUUGGGUUUUAUCGGUAUCGGUUGAGACCGAGGCAUCCUCCUCACAUGGAUAUAAAGCUGUCUAAAGCGGAUUCGGCUUUACCUGAUGAGCUAGACGAGGAGUUUGAUGGGUUCCCGAGUGGGAAAUCUGCAGAUUUGGUGAAGAAAAGGUAUGAUAGGUUAAGAGGAAUCGCAGGGAGGAUGAUGAUGGUUUUAGGAGACUUGGCUACUCAGGGAGAGAGAGUUAAGAAUCUGUUGAGCUGGAGAGAUCCUAGGGCAACGUUUCUGUUUUCGAUGUUUUGUUUGGUUGCUUGUGGAGUGAUCUUCUUAAUCUCCAUGAAACUGCUGAUGACUUUGCUUGCCUUCUACGUCAUGAGACACCCUAGGCUCAGGAUUUUUGAUAUUCCUUCGGUUCCUCAAAACUUCUUUAGGAGAUUGCCUUCAAGAGCUGAUAGUAUGUUGUGAUCUUUUUUUGUUUCAUUUUUAUUAUGCUUUGAUUUCUUUUAAUUUUGAGAC
Messenger RNA from Brassica rapa (field mustard), 9268 nucleotides. Its product is annotated as FT-interacting protein 3. Lineage: Eukaryota; Viridiplantae; Streptophyta; Magnoliopsida; Brassicales; Brassicaceae. The record is from RefSeq and is a predicted model, not a curated record.